Molecule: messenger RNA, 525 nt
Organism: Scheffersomyces coipomensis
Lineage: Eukaryota; Fungi; Ascomycota; Pichiomycetes; Serinales; Debaryomycetaceae
Exons: 1
Coding region: 1-525 (174 amino acids)
Source: RefSeq, a predicted model, not a curated record
AUGGCUCUCAAUCUUGUCAAAUACGAUCUUGCUUCUGAUCUCGGUGCUGCUGCUAGUGCUGUAGCCGGUGCCGUCAACACUGCCACUGCAGGCGCAGCUUCUGUUUUAGGUGAUGCCACUUCAGCUGUUGACUCUGCUGCUAAUGUUGCUACUGCCGGUGCUGCUUCUGUCUUUAGUGUCGCCACUGCCGGUGCUGACUCUGUUGCUCAUGCUGGUGCUUCCGGUGCUGCUUCACUUUUAAGUGAUGCUACUUCUGCUGGUGACGCUGGUGCCUCUGAUGCUGCCUCUCUUGCUUCAAGUCUUGAUGCCGGUGCUCAUAGUGACGCUUCCUCCGCAUUAAGUGCUGCUGUUGCUGGUAUUACUUCUGGUACUUCCAGUGCCGCCACUAGUUCCGGUUCAUCCACCACUUCUUCCGCUGGUGCUUCUCCAAUUGGUGGAUCAUUUGGUGGUGUUUCUGGUUCCUGGAAAUCCGGUACUGCCAUUGCUGCGGUUAUUGGUUUCACUUUCUUAUUUAGUGUCUUAUAA